AUGGACUAUACGCACCUCAUGAUACUGAUCUGGUCUCUAUGGGCCGCAUCACUUCUACUCACUGUUAUGAGGGGCAUCACGCGAUGGCACUCACAACGCCAGAUUUUUGCUGAUGACUACUUUGUCUUUGGUGGCAUACUGUCCUUGACGGGUCUCACAGCCGUGAUCACUCGCCUUCUGCCGCAAUUCUAUCUAGCCGGAGCGUACGCUGCUGCAGUGAUGCAAGACCCAACCACACCCAUGCCGUUACCUCCGGACGUGUUCAUUGCUAGAACACAGACAUCUCUCAAACUCAUGUUCAGCCAGAUGUUACUCUUCUGGACCACGUUAUGGGCUGCCAAGUUUUCGAUCCUUUUCUUCUUUCGCCGCCUCUUGAAUGGGCUACCCAAGUACAUCAAGGCGUGGUGGGGCUGCUUUGCUGUGGUUCUACUGCUAUACUUGGCUUGCAUGUUGUCCAACUUUCUGACCUGCAAACCACUAGCAAAGUAUUGGAGUUCCACUGGUUGCAGUGACCCAGAAGAUCUCGUUCGAGCAGACGCGUCCAUCAAAUUUGCAACCAGCGCGGAUGUAGUCGCAGACGCCAUCGUCAUGAUUCUACCCCUCAAUAUCCUCCGCAAACUACAAAUCAACGCACGACAAAAGUUCGGUCUCGCCAUGAUCUUCUCACUCGGAAUCAUCAUCAUAGCUUUCGCUCUCGCCCGCCUCGCCCAAGUCACAAAGGCAACUUCCAACGCUACUAAAGACCCUGCCACGGUUGCGGACGCUCCAGUGCUCCUGAGCAUGUGGAGUCAUAUCGAGUCGUCCGUCUCUAUCAUCGUUGCGACGUUACCUGCUUUUCGCUACUUACUGAACGUCAAGAUCGGCCGUACACAAGGCAGAUCAAAUACCCGCGAGCGGAGUGGUGGAAAAACAACAAGCCAGGUAGCUGGUCAAAGCAGGACCCGACGUGUCUUGAGCGGUCAAUGGGGCGGCAGUUUGAAUACAAGCAUGUCGCAAAAGGGCAGUGUGACAGAAAAUGAUUGGGGCAGCGAGACGGAGCUCAGACCCAUCCAAGGCAUCGAGAAGCGUGUAGAAUAUUCGAGUACCAGUGGGCGUCGAACAUCUACAAGUGAAGAUCUACGUUCAGAAUCUCGAGCCUGA
Didymella exigua CBS 183.55 is the source of this 1140-nucleotide messenger RNA. RefSeq lists its product as uncharacterized. NCBI's taxonomy places the organism in Eukaryota, Fungi, Ascomycota, Dothideomycetes, Pleosporales, Didymellaceae. The transcript has 4 exons. The coding region runs from base 1 to 1140 and encodes 379 amino acids. The record is from RefSeq and is a predicted model, not a curated record.